CGCCGCGAAAAAUCUACCAACCGCGUGGCGCCGCAACGUGGUGUGAUCUUGAGCGGCGUCAAUCCUCUUUCCUGGACAGCUUCAACCACCCUCCCAUCAACGGUCCAUCAACACCAAUCACCAUGAGGUAGUUUGGCAAAUGCACAUCUCAUAAAAUCCUAAAUACUCAGCCUUUCAUCAAAUCAAUCGUCCAAAUAUGUGGAUACUACCUCUCAUCGGCUAUCUCGGGACCAUCCUGGGCUUCUCCUUCCUGACGCUGGCCAUCGCUUCGGGUCUCUACUACCUCUCGGAGCUUGUCGAGGAGCACACGGUCAUCUCCAAACGCAUCCUACAGCGAAUGAUAUACUCGAUUAUAGUCAUACAGUUGCUUCUUUGCCUCGUCGACAAGUUCCCAUUCUUCUUGACACUGCUGGGUGUUGUUUCCCACGUAGUGUACCUGGGCAACCUGCGGAGGUUUCCGUUUGUCAGGCUAUCGGAUCCGCUGUUUUUGACAUCGUGCCUCCUCGUCAUCGUGAAUCACUAUCUGUGGUUCCGUCAUUUCGCGGAUCGCCAGCACAAUGCCUAUCAAAACAUGACCUCGUACUACGACACCCCGUCUGGUGUGCCCACUUUUACCGAGAUCGCCUCCUACUUUGGUCUCUGCGUGUGGCUGGUCCCAUUCUCGCUCUUCAUAAGCCUGUCCGCUAGCGACAACGUCCUGCCGACCAUGGGCAGCGAGACACCCUCGAUGGGUGGCGGCAGCGAUGAGGCCAAGAGGAAAGGCCAAGGUAUGGCCAAGGCCCUGGUUGAUAACAUCAUGGGUCUAUUCGGCGAAAUUGGGUCUAUGGGCGGAUCGAGACGAUCUGAUCGCAGCUUUUGAUGAUUUUUGCUGUUUCUUGUGCUAGCGCUUUUUUGUACUUUUUAUUUGUACCAUGAAUGAUGAAAAGCCUAGAGGCCAGUUUCUGUCUUUUUGUUUCGUUUUUUUUUUCGGUAAAAAGAUGUUGCAUGUAAACAUCUGAGCUGGAUUUGGGAGCUUUGUCAAUCUUUAUACUGCUCCGAUUGACAACCUCAGUUUUGUUACUAGGGAUGUUACUGAAAGAUGCCCAUCCAAGUUUACUUCUUGAUCUCUUUUACAAUGGUGGUAAUGAUGGCGCCGGCAGAGCCACCCUCACUGGGCUGCCCUAGUUGUAGCAACAUCGACCUCGCUACUCCGCCACACGUACUAACAUAAUUGCAGGGGUAUAUUUCACAGAUGAACUCAAGCAAUUGCAUAUUGGUAUGUGUUCAUUCCCGACUGGGAUCUAUUUUCGGCCAUCGCCAUGAGGUCUUUAGGUCUGUCUCGAACCAUGGGUAGGAGGGCUCCGUUGGCUACCUGAAAAGCAACCGGAUCGUCAGCAUCCGUUGUUGCCUGUCCUCAGAGUAUAAGAUAUGCCAGAGGGUACUGGGUCGCAACAGGUAACCGGGAACAACCUCAUCCUAUGUAUGAACGGAUCACUCACCAGUGUAGAAGUAAAGGAUGAAUAAUCGAGGUUCCAGUUGUGGAAGGUAAAGUGGUGCAAAGACGAGGGCAGGGCGGGAUCGAAGGCAAGUUGGAAAAGGAGAGGUGGUUGAGCCGUGCGUUGAAGUAGGCAAGGAAGCUACUGGGUCGGGGAAGCAAGUCAGCGGGCAACAGCAGUGGGAUUGGUGGGGUUCAAAAUGGAAGGGAAAGUGGUAUGCCCUGUGUUCACGACGGUUGAGAAUGGAAGAGAAGGUUUUAAAAGGGCAAAUGAGGGCGAUUGAACACUCACCCUGAGCGACACUGGUCAAGCCUUGCGCGACGAGCCAUCCGUGGCAUCGGCUGAAGAGUGCGUUCCCCCUCCCGCCCCGGUGACGGCUGACUGGGAGGGCCCCGUCUGCACCAUGCCAAUGGUGUCGAAGGGAGCGUCUUCCUUGGGUUCAUUGAACCACCGGUCGAUGGCGUAGGAGGAGGAAUCUCCCGAGCCACGGGAAGUAUUCGACAGUUCAGGAGCAGAACCCCCAGGGUGAUCAACGGGGAUCGAUGGGGUGUUAGAGUUGGGGUUGGACAUGGUGGCGGAUGGUGAGGUAUACUGCGGGCUUUCAGGGUUUAAGGUAAGGUACGU
This is a messenger RNA of Pyricularia grisea, 2099 nucleotides long. RefSeq lists its product as uncharacterized. NCBI's taxonomy places the organism in Eukaryota, Fungi, Ascomycota, Sordariomycetes, Magnaporthales, Pyriculariaceae. The record is from RefSeq and is a predicted model, not a curated record. Gene Ontology annotation, biological process: endoplasmic reticulum to Golgi vesicle-mediated transport. The transcript is spliced from 5 exons. Gene Ontology annotation, molecular function: COPII receptor activity. The coding region runs from base 197 to 859 and encodes 220 amino acids. Gene Ontology annotation, cellular component: COPII-coated ER to Golgi transport vesicle; Golgi membrane; endoplasmic reticulum membrane.